GAAAAAUUCGACAGAACAAGCCUUCCGUCUAAAAAGGAUUUCUAUUCACUUCUUAGUCAACAAAAUAUUAGUAAAAAAGAUUAUGAACAUGUACAAAAGGUAUGGCAAAUAUUUGAGAUAAAGAACUUUGGAGAAUAUCAUGACCUUUAUCUUGAGACUAAUGUACUUUUACUUGCGGAUGUUUUUAUGAAUUAUACCAUAAUGUGUCUCAAAGACAUUGGUCUAGAUCCAUCUUACUACGUCUCUGUACCUGGAAUGUUUAAUGAUUCUCUAUACAAAAGUAGCGGGGUAGAACUUAAGCUCAUGACAGAUAUGGAUGAGUAUCUGAUAGUUGAAAAUGGAAUCCAUGGAGGAAUGACAAUGGCAAGUUAUCAAUAUGCUAAAGCAAAUAAUCCACAAUGUCCAGACUAUGAGUCCAGCAAGCCGAAGUCCUAG
This is a messenger RNA of Racocetra persica, 435 nucleotides long. NCBI's taxonomy places the organism in Eukaryota, Fungi, Glomeromycota, Glomeromycetes, Diversisporales, Gigasporaceae. The record is from the annotation of a GenBank genome assembly.